UUAAUCACUUAUCGAGAAGGUUCUCAUUGGAUUCAAAGAAAAACUUGUUAGAAAUUUAAAACUUCGCGUUAAAUGGAGGAUAAUUCUGUGCUCAACGAGGACUCCAAUCUCGAGCAUGUCGAGGGCCAGCCACGAAGAUCUAUGUCGCAACCAGUUCUGAAUGUUGAAGGAGACAAAAGAACGUCUUCGACCAGUGCCACUCAACAGCAAGUAUUGUCAGGAGCAUUUUCGUCUGCUGAUGUUCGUAGCAUCCCCAUCAUCCAAACAUGGGAAGAAAACAAAGCGCUUAAAACAAAAAUAACUAUCCUGAGAGGAGAACUGCAAAUGUAUCAGCGCCGGUAUAGUGAGGCAAAGGAAGCGUCGCAGAAGAGAGUUAAGGAAGUUAUGGACGAUUAUGUCGAUCUCAAAUUAGGCCAAGAAAAUGUUCAAGAGAAAAUGGAGCAAUACAAACUGAUGGAAGAGGAUUUGCUAGCAAUGCAAUCGAGAAUUGAAACUUCCGAAGACAAUUUUGCCAGACAGAUGAAAGAAUUUGAGGCACAAAAGCAUGCAAUGGAGGAAAGAAUCAAGGAACUGGAAUUGUCCGCUACUGAUGCAAACAACACAACUGUCGGAUCUUUUCGUGGAACUCUUGAUGACAUUCUGAAGAAAAACGAUCCAGAUUUCACAUUAACCUCUGGUUAUGAAGAAAGAAAGAUCAACGACCUGGAGGCAAAGCUCCUCUCUGAGAUCGACAAGGUAGCUGAGCUGGAAGAUCACAUUCAGCAGCUCCGUCAAGAACUUGACGACCAAUCUGCAAGGCUUGCCGAUUCAGAAAAUGUUCGCGCUCAGCUUGAAGCGGCCACUGGACAAGGAAUCCUCGGAGCUGCUGGAAACGCUAUGGUUCCAAAUUCAACGUUCAUGAUCGGGAACGGUCGUGAAUCACAGACGCGAGACCAGCUCAAUUACAUUGAUGAUCUUGAAACGAAGUUAGCUGAUGCGAAGAAGGAAAAUGAUAAGGCUCGUCAGGCACUCGUUGAAUACAUGAACAAGUGUAGCAAGCUUGAGCACGAGAUUCGAACCAUGGUUAAAAAUUCGACAUUUGAUUCUUCUUCCAUGUUGCUUGGUGGUCAGACAUCCGACGAGCUUAAAAUCCAAAUAGGAAAGGUGAACGGUGAAUUGAAUGUGUUGAGAGCUGAAAAUCGAGAACUCCGCAUUCGUUGUGAUCAAUUGACCGGAGGCGAUGGAAAUCUUAGCAUUUCACUGGGACAAAGUCGACUGAUGGCUGGUAUUGCGACUAAUGAUGUCGAUAGCAUUGGACAAGGAAAUGAGACUGGCGGAACAUCGAUGCGCAUUCUUCCCAGAGAAAGUCAAUUAGAUGAUCUUGAAGAAAGCAAAUUGCCGCUCAUGGAUACAUCAUCUGCUGUUCGAAAUCAGCAACAAUUUGCCUCCAUGUGGGAAGAUUUCGAGUCAGUGAAAGACAGCCUGCAGAACAACCAUAAUGACACCCUUGAAGGUUCCUUCAAUUCGUCAAUGCCACCACCUGGUAGAGAUGCAACUCAAUCGUUCCUCAGUCAGAAGUCUUUCAAGAAUUCUCCGAUUGUAAUGCAGAAACCAAAAUCACUUCAUCUUCACCUGAAGAGCCAUCAAUCCGAGGGAGCUGGCGAACAAAUACAGAAUAAUUCGUUUUCUACGAAGACUGCUUCUCCUCACGUGUCACAAAGUCACAUUCCAAUUCUGCACGAUAUGCAACAAAUUCUGGAUUCUUCUGCAAUGUUCCUUGAAGGCCAGCAUGAUGUAGCUGUAAAUGUUGAGCAAAUGCAAGAGAAAAUGUCCCAGAUCAGAGAGGCUCUUGCUCGACUUUUCGAAAGACUUAAAUCUUCUGCUGCUCUUUUUGAAGAGAUUCUUGAAAGGAUGGGAUCCAGUGAUCCAAAUGCGGAUAAGAUCAAGAAAAUGAAGCUCGCAUUUGAAACAAGUAUUAACGACAAGCUCAAUGUAUCUGCCAUCUUGGAAGCAGCGGAGAAGGAUCUUCAUAAUAUGUCACUCAAUUUCUCAAUUCUCGAGAAGUCGAUAGUUAGUCAGGCUGCGGAAGCUUCGAGAAGAUUCACUAUUGCACCCGAUGCUGAAGAUGUCGCCUCAUCUUCUCUUCUCAAUGCCUCGUAUAGUCCACUCUUCAAGUUUACAAGCAAUUCAGACAUAGUGGAAAAGCUUCAGAAUGAGGUAUCGGAGUUGAAAAAUGAAUUGGAGAUGGCUCGUACACGAGAUAUGAGAUCUCCAUUGAACGGUUCGUCUGGAAGAUUGUCGGAUGUGCAGAUCAACACCAAUCGCAUGUUUGAAGAUCUCGAAGUAUCUGAAGCAACGCUACAAAAGGCUAAAGAGGAAAAUUCUACAUUGAAAAGUCAAUUUGCUGAACUCGAAGCCAAUCUCCAUCAAGUUAAUUCUAAGCUUGGAGAAGUGCGAUGCGAGCUCAAUGAAGCGUUGGCUCGUGUGGAUGGUGAACAGGAGACUCGUGUCAAAGCUGAAAAUGCAUUGGAAGAGGCUCGUCAGCUCAUCAGUUCUCUAAAACAUGAGGAAAAUGAGCUCAAGAAAACCAUUACUGAUAUGGGGAUGCGAUUGAAUGAAGCAAAGAAGAGCGAUGAAUUCUUGAAAAGCGAGUUAUCUACCGCGCUGGAGGAAGAAAAAAAAUCCCAAAAUCUAGCAGAUGAGUUGAGUGAAGAAUUGAAUGGGUGGAGAAUGAGAACAAAAGAGGCGGAAAAUAAAGUUGAACAUGCUUCAUCCGAGAAAUCUGAAAUGCUUGAAAGAAUUGUUCAUUUGGAGACUGAGAUGGAGAAGUUGUCGACUUCAGAAAUUGCGGCCGACUAUUGUUCUACGAAGAUGACAGAAAGAAAGAAGGAAAUUGAGUUGGCGAAGUAUCGCGAAGAUUUUGAGAAUGCCGCUAUUGUAGGAUUGGAACGUAUCAGUAAGGAGAUAUCUGAGCUAACCAAGAAGACUUUGAAAGCCAAGAUUAUCCCAAGCAACAUCUCAUCGAUUCAACUCGUUUGCGAUGAACUCUGUCGUCGUCUUUCCAGGGAACGAGAGCAACAGCAUGAAUACGCGAAAGUUAUGAGAGACGUCAAUGAAAAAAUUGAAAAGCUUCAAUUAGAGAAAGAUGCUCUCGAACAUGAGCUGAAAAUGAUGAGCUCUAAUAACGAGAAUGUCCCACCAGUUGGAACAUCGGUCAGUGGCAUGCCUACUAAAACAUCGAAUCAAAAGUGUGCUCAACCUCAUUACACGAGCCCUACUCGACAAUUGCUCCACGAAUCAACUAUGGCUGUCGACGCAAUUGUUCAGAAACUCAAGAAGACUCACAAUAUGUCAGGAAUGGGUCCAGAGCUUAAGGAGACGAUUGGCAACGUCAUCAAUGAAUCCAGAGUUCUUCGCGAUUUCCUCCAUCAGAAGCUCAUUCUAUUCAAAGGAAUCGAUAUGUCCAAUUGGAAGAACGAGACCGUCGAUCAACUGAUCACAGAUCUCGGACAAUUGCAUCAGGAUAACUUGAUGCUUGAGGAGCAAAUCAAGAAGUACAAAAAGGAACUGAAACUGACAAAAUCCGCCAUCCCGACACUUGGUGUCGAAUUUCAAGACAGAAUCAAAACGGAAAUUGGCAAAAUCGCAACUGAUAUGGGAGGAGCUGUGAAGGAAAUUCGCAAAAAGUGAACUGAUCUGUUAAUGUAUUAAAAUGGAACCAGUUUUAUCAACACUAUCAUCUCGACAAGAUUAACUUGUAACGAUUGUAUUGUUUUCCCAGCCUAAAGAUACACCUAAUGCAUCUAUCAAUGUACUUGUGAAUUAAAUGCUUCUUUUCUGGUAGUUGACUGCAAUCCCAUUACAGAUAAUAAAAGGAACAGAUUAAUUUAAUGAAAAAA
Messenger RNA from Caenorhabditis elegans, 3878 nucleotides. RefSeq names its product Spindle-defective protein 5 (gene spd-5). The record is from RefSeq and is marked reviewed. The transcript is spliced from 11 exons. Gene Ontology annotation, cellular component: centrosome. Bases 73 to 3669 code for a protein of 1198 amino acids. NCBI's taxonomy places the organism in Eukaryota, Metazoa, Nematoda, Chromadorea, Rhabditida, Rhabditidae.